Penicillium manginii is the source of this 9729-nucleotide messenger RNA. RefSeq lists its product as uncharacterized. The coding region runs from base 1 to 9729 and encodes 3242 amino acids. The record is from RefSeq and is a predicted model, not a curated record. Gene Ontology annotation, cellular component: membrane. NCBI's taxonomy places the organism in Eukaryota, Fungi, Ascomycota, Eurotiomycetes, Eurotiales, Aspergillaceae. Gene Ontology annotation, biological process: fermentation. The transcript has 3 exons.
AUGGCCAGUACUAGCUUGACGGCCUCCUAUCUGACGCCGGACCCAAGCUUCAAUUGGUUUUUUCUGUUGGAGCUGAUCGUCUCCUGUAUUCUGGCCCUUUUCUUCCUCCUUUACUUCAAUCGACUAUUUGCGACCCUCGUAUCAUACGCAAUCCGAGCAUACACCUGGCACUACUAUCGCGUCUAUAUCGAUAUCAACGCGCUGCAGGUUUCGUUACUCGGUGGUCGAAUAUUCUUCAAAGGCAUCAGGUACCAUGGCGCCAACGAGACGAUCUUCAUCCACGGCGGUUUCAUAACAUGGAGAUAUUGGAAGCGCAAUGUGGAGCGGACGGACCUUUCUGAAGUCCGGCGGAAGACAGGAGGGCUGGAUAGACCCGAAGGGUCUCAAAGUCAUUCUGCUGGCGCUUGCGGAAAAAACGAUGACCGUGGGGAAGAAGGCGGCGUGAGAAAGGCCAAAGAGCUCCCAUGUCGCGUCUCUAUCAAGGUCUACGGCCUGGAAUGGUUCAUUUACAAUCGCAGUCCAGCUUAUGACAGCAUCCUGGCAGGGUUUGGCUAUACCAAAGAUGGUGAAUCAGACAAUAAUGAGGACAUCCCAUCUUCGCCAACUUCGUCUACAGGCUCGCAGCCGGAACGCCAGCAUACCAACGACACGGUCAAUAUCCAGUCUGCAGACGAACAUAAGCCAGCACCAAACGAUCUGGCAGAGCACCAUACGACGGAAAAUGAUAAUUUGCGAUCCCGAAAGACCGAUAUCCGCCAAGCUGAGCUGUCAGACCCCGUUUCAAAUAUGCUCCAGCUUCUCCCAGUGAAGCUUGAAUGCGCCAAGGGCGCUGUUGUGCUUGGAAACGAGAAUACCAGAUCUGUAUUAACCACCACUUUUGACAGUGCAACAGGAAACAUCGCGGCAUGCAGCGCAGGGCCUCUGGAUCUUUAUCGACAGCUCUUUGCAUUCAACUUCAGUCACCCUGUUAUUCAAAUGCGCCCAAAUCCCGACUUCAAACAAACUCAACUAGCAACUGCGAAAGUCCUGAGCACUAAAGAAGAAGAGGAUCCUUCGCAGAGCAAAAAGCGACGAAAUCUUUUUAGCUACCGAUUUCACAAACGCAAGCUAUGGCAUGGUCUUCGAGAUCUCGUCCCGUAUUUUCAGAGCUCCGUGGAGUCCUUUCAUGCCAGCAUCAAGCAGGUAGAUUAUCUGCCACGAAGUGAAGCAGAGUUCCCAGAAGUGCGUUGGACGGGACUGUCCCGAUAUCUAGAUCAAAGCAAUGCCGACGACCAUGAACAGUGGAAUUCGGUUGAGUAUGCCAGAUUUUCGACGAUCAUUGACAGCCCUAGCUUGGAUUUGACCUAUUACUGGGAUAUUCCGGGACGGGUUGGUCCUCAACACCUAGCUUUCACCCAAUCUGGCCAUGAUAAGACGGACAAAAACAUCAAUCAAGCUCUUCCUCCCGAAUGGGGUAUUGACAUGAAAAUCGCUGGCGGUACAAUAAACUACGGGCCUUGGGCCGACAGGGAAAGAGUCGGCUUGCAAAAUGUCUUCGUCCCAAAUUUCUACCGAAGUUCCGAUCCUGCAGAGCAAUUAGCCCCCGGUGUCUUGAGGCAAAGUACAGCGUUUAGAUUGCGUGUUGAGAUCACCGGCGAGCUUGAACUGCGAAUUCCUACCCGCGAGCAGUCAAAAGACUGGCAAUGGAAAGGUCGAGCUGAUGCUAUCGGGGGUUCCUCGAAAGCAAAAACCCAACAGAAGAGAAGGAAAUCACGCCCGAAAGAGGGUGAAAAGGGAACCCUUGGAUCCGACAUACGUCCCUUUGGCUGGCUAUCUCUCUGUGUGGCAGCCGACUCUUCUGUCAGCUACGCCAUGGACAUGGUAGCUUCUAGUCUGGGCUUUCGAAACGAGCUCACGCUUGAUCUGCGAGAGUCUAAGUUAUCUUCCAGCGUGAAUCAUGGACUCCUCUGGCAGUGUCCUCGACAACUCAUCACAUGCGACCUGUCUAACCCUCUUAUUUGGAACAGUCUUCGAUCAUGGCGAUUUACUGUACACAGCCAGGAUUUGGAACUGUUCCUCUUACGAGACCAUAUUUUUCUCUUAACUGACCUUGUCAGCGACUGGGCAUCAGGACCACCAUCUGAGUACUACACGUUUGUGCCGUUCAUUUACAAUAUUGAUCUCGUCUUUUCGAAUCUUCGGCUUUUGAUGAAUGUCAACGACCGAAACAUCAUCAGCAACCCGACUGAUUUGGAGGACAACCGAUUCAUUGUCAUUAUGGGCAACACGUUAACGGCGAAUGUGGUGAUCCCACUCAACAAAUUUCAGCCUGAUCAAAACGCUGUAGAAUUCAAAGUCAAUCUUGAAGAAGGGGGUGUGGACUAUCUCACACCUGGCUGGGAUACUUUGCAUGCCUUCUUACCGGGGAAGUCUAUGGCCACACUGGACAGCCUGUUCAUCGACGGGUCCUACAACUAUUUCCACAUGACCUCGCCUGAGUUGACGGAUACAUUGGUACUGAAUAUCAAAGGAGGCUCGCCUCGAAUGUAUCUCUACGGAUUUUUGAUCAAGAGUUUCAUGACAGUCCGAGAGAACUACUUUGGAGAUGAGAUGCACUUCAAAACCCUCGAGGAAUAUCAAGAACUAGUCAACGCCGAGCAACCACCGUCCAACCCCACGGGCAUAAACCCGAACAGAAAGUCCAAUGAUAUGGAUGUAUUGGUUCAUGUCACUGUCGAUAGCCCAUGUGCGAUGCUUCCCGAGAGUAUUUACGACCAAUUUAAAUGCUCAAGGCUGCGCGCCGCCUCGCUUGAAGUUGAUUUGCGGUUUACCAAUUAUUACAUGGACAUGCAGCUUUCAAUAAGUCCGCUCAAACUCGACAUGCAGUCAGUCCAGGAUGAUGGAUUCACUUCCAUAACAGGAACACAAUUAUUUAUUGACGGCGUCUCGGCCUAUGGUCAUCGUUUAUUUGGACUACCACCUGCCGAGCCGACAUAUGUUUGUAACUGGGAUUUUGAUGUUGGAAGAAUCUUGGGUGAAUGCUCCACGGACUUCUUGCAAUGCUUGUCCUCAAGCCUUAAAAGUUUCGACUUCUCUUUUGACAACGAAGAAAAUUUCCUCGCACCACUCUUCCCUCCUGUUCUAUACGAUGUGACUUUCUUGAGAGCAAAAAUCAGCUCUAUUCAUGUCUCCGUGCUGCUGGACCAAACUGCCGUGGUCUUGAAAUCCAGCCCGCUGACAACAAAAUUCAAUGAUUGGGCCAAUUCGAAGUUCUCAAAACGACUGAGCUUAGUGGUUCCUGAUCUGACUAUUGCUGCCAUUGAUCGCAAUAAUGUGGCCCAGGCUCUUCGAACACCCGAGAAAACUGUAAAUACACUGGGUCUCGUCCAGCUCUCAAUCGCGCUCAAGAUGGCUAUGCGCAAGAGGGACAUUGGCGAGCUUCGUCGCCUGCAACAGGAACACAUCAAGGCUCAUGACAAACGAACUCAUCGAGCACAAUGGCUACUGUUCGACUGGGAAGAUAUUGGUCCAACUUCAUCUUUUGCCGACGGGGAAGAAGAUCUCUCGCCUCCAACAAUGGCCAUUCCAUCCAUGCCUGAGCCCAUACAAGGAGGAUUCGGGUCAAGGAGUAUUCCAUCUUACCAUGGGUCGUCAAGAACUCAUUCAUCCGGUAGGAGCAAGAGGAGCUUCCUCAUUCCUUCCGAAACAUCGAGCCUUAAAAGCGUCAAAUUUCACAGGAAGUACGAUUCGCGAACGCUUUCAAGCUCUGAACAAACCCAACGGCCGGAUCCUCCGUUCCGUGAUGCUAGCUGGUCUAGCCGGGUAAAGGACACUGAUAGCGUUUAUUAUACUCCCAAGUCGAUCCCUUAUUCUGCCGCAGCAAUCCGAGACGCAAACCCUUGGAUUCUACCACAAUUCUCUUACUACAAACUUUCGCUUGACACAUCUGAAUUGCCAUCUAUCGCAGAAAGACAAAACUUUGAACAAGACGAUACUGAUAACAACAACAAAUCCAUGUUCCUGACAUUCGAGGACGACCAAACGACUUACACCAACUUUGCCAUCGAUCUUCCUUUAGGAAUCAGGGGGUUCUGUACUCCAAGGUUUCUUCACAGCAUAGCAUCGUUGCUUGACGGACUUGAACCCAAGCACCCCAUUCAGAUCAUGGAUGCUCUUCAAAAAGAUGUCGUUUCUGACAUUGUGGGUUAUGACAAGGCCAUGCGUCAACCAAAGAAAACCACGGCUGUCGCCCUGCGUAUCCCGAGCAUUCAAUUGAGACUGGUCGACGUUUCCGGGUCCCGUGAAAACCCACAAAUCAAGUUCCGCGACGUUUACACCAUCGAGCUGUAUCGACUUCGAACGGAGUUCCAAAGAAGAGUGCAGCGUCAAAAGGGCGACCUUCUUGAAGGUCUAAAGCAAGGUGUCACAGUCCACGCUGCGGCAGAUCACGCAUCUAUCGCGGUGGAGGGUGGUCGAGCAGAUUCAUUCCAGGAGAAAGCCGUCUUCGACUGCGAGCUAGGUGACAUGAACUUUUGGUUGGUCACCACACCCAACGUCCGGUCGCACCUUCAGAUGCGGUACUUCAAUACGGUCACAUCUGCCAAGUCUGUGGAAGGUCUGGCGUUGCUGGUUCGCCGAGCGACGACAAUGUUUGACUCGGUAGCCUCGUCUUUCCAACAAGUUUCAUCAUCCAGCAAACGGCGUCUGCGACUUCUGCUCUACUUUGUCACGCAGUCCGCUUCUGGUAUCCCAGACCCCACAUUUUUAGCGCGCAUAUCUUAUGUGCUCAGAGUUGCUUCGACCCAUUUACGACAGCACGACUCUUGGAAAAUCAUCUCUCGUAUUCGCAAUGUCUACAAGAAUCUUCCCGUGCAUCUCAAGCGGGAAUUGGAUAGGAAUUGCCAAAGCGACAAUUUGCCAUUACCUCCCAAUGCCAAGUCGACGGUUUUGACUGGAUUUGAUCAGUGGCGAGCCUGGGACUUAGCUCACGUUGAAAAAAGCUAUGUCAUGCGAAAAAUAUGGUCAACGCAAGAACAUCAGCCUGCCACGAAAGAGCCCUCUUUGUCAUUAUCUUGCACGAUCAAAACCUUCAAAUUCUGUUUGGAUCCCGGUCCAAAAGAAAGCGAUCUCGUCGUUGAGAACCUGUCAACCAUCACGUCAGUGAUUCCAGAAAUGGCAGUUCAGGGAAAGAGCCCAACGAAACACAAGAAGGUCAUCAGUUGCCAGUUGUACAAUUCAUCUUCGGCUUUACGUCUUCGAUGGGAGAUUGUGGAUCUUGUCGAGGGCGUGAUGAAAGUCAUGUCGAAUAUCACGCUGGAAUCCAAGCCGGAACAAAAAACAACCGCAAUCAAAGAAACGACACCCACUGAACUGCAAUUUGUAUUUGGCACCGACUUCGGAUCCAUCACCCUUGAUGGCAUCAACAUCAAGCUUGCUUUAGUAUCUCGAUCUCUACGUGGUUCAGUCGUUCACAGUUCAGCGGGUACUAAAGAUGCAAAUAAGGAAAAGCUUGCUCUCUUGUUUAGUGCUGCAGCCUGUUCUUCGGAGUUUUUGAGCCAAUCGACGACUCUCUUGCACUCAAAUAUCGCAGAGCCUUAUCUCUUCUUCUCGCUUCUUUCUGAAGAAGAUACCACUAAGUGCAAGCGUGACUGGAAGAUCACUAGCUCAUGCAAAAAGCUUCGUUUCAAUAUGAGGCAGGAUCCGGUCAAUCUGGCCCAUACGGCAGAUCUCCUAAUAGCAGACGAGGUCUGGUAUAUUCGACAACUCAUGGACAAUGUCAAGAUUCCCACGCAAGAUACCGAUGUGAAUUCCGUGGCAUCCAAGAAGUCGACUAGUAACACUGUCAAUGUGGCAAUGUUCCUAGAUGACUACAGGCUAAGCUUUAGUCUUCUCCCGUCUUUGACCUAUAUGAUCGUCGGUGACGUCGCGCGGAUGUCCGUGAUGCCAACCGAAAACUCGAAGAUCGAAGUCGAUUUCGACGUCAAGAAGAAUUUCCACAAAUUCAUGUCUGGUGAUGGUGCCCGGUCUCACGCUUUGUCGGUUCUUGAGAUACCUCCAACCAACGGCCGGAUUUUGGCAAAUCUCUUACCCGACCGGAAGGAAGUGGAGAUAGAUAUGACCAUAGAGCUCAUACAACUCGAAGCCAGUGCCGUGCGAAGCCUUCUUGCUGUAUUGACUGGUCCCGACAUCUCGCACCUUCUUUCAGACCUCAAGCAGAAUGUUGGCGUUGUCAAGUCUCACCUAACGGACGUGCUUUCUCUAGAAAAAGAGUCACCGAAGCCCAAAUCAGCUACAGAAGAUACUGUUGUUCUGUACAAGUCGCGUCUCACGAUGGCUGGAAUUGAGAUCCACGCCAUUGCACCAGGUCUGAAGGGACGGCACUACUCAGCGGAGAUGCUUCUCAGUCUGGGCAUGAUGCAGAUGCGCCUCCAGAAUGGUCUAGACCGUGGUUAUACGAUGGAAUAUCCAGAGUUCAGCAUUGAUGCCUCUCAAAUUAACUUCGAGCUACGCAGACGCGAGCGAUCAAAAAGUACGUUCUGUGGUGGGCUUUCCGCGGCGCUCAAAUUACUUGGAACGUCGACCGUUCGUGAGAAUGGAGAAAUCAUGCGCGCAUAUCACUUCACGAGUGACAAAUUUGACAUUGAAUUGUUUACGGAAACAGCUGCUUUGGUGGUUGAUAUCGCAAUCUACACGCAAGAACGGAUCAAGACGCUAGACCUGUCCCAUGAGGUCAAGCGACUUAGGAGGUUACGACAUCGCAACCACGACGUACCGGAAACUCCAUCUGAGACUCCCGAGAUUCAUUUAAACGACGAUUACAACCCACAGGCGUUUUUGAAUGCUUUGUACUCCUUGCAGUUCCUGGACAUCCAGGUUGCCUGGAAUAUGCCUGCGGCAUUGUCCGCCGCCUCAGGCAGACAGCCCGAGGACCUGGUCUUUUCUAUCCAGCAGCUGGAGCUCUCUAACAAGAAGAAGAACGCGGCCAAACUUCGCAUUGGAGAUAUGCAACUACAAAUGGUGCCAUUCCGCGCAAACAGGAAGCAGCGCUCUCUGAAUUCCGCACUCAUGCCAGAGCUCGUUUUCAACGUUGCUUACUACUCCAGCGGCAAAGACACAUGGCUUGCAUUCCAGGCAGCUGGCAAGUCACUAGAUAUUCGAGCGACGUCUGAAUUCAUCAUUCCAGCGAACAUGAUACGAAAUUCGAUGGCGUCUGCAUCCGAAGCUCUCAGGGAAGGCAAAGCUGCUUGGGCGACAAAGUCGACCCCAGAUGAUGGCAACGGCACCGAUAGCAACAAAGAUCGUAGUCUUUUCGGUAAUCGACGCUUGCGAUCUGUCUUUGUGGAUGUUGAUUUUGCAGGUGCCACUGUGACUCUGCAAGGCAAACAGGACCAUGAUUCCCAGAGCAUGCUUUCCUCCACUCUCAAGGGCAGCCGGGUAGCGGAAGGCAAAUACGGGCAAUAUGUUCAGGGCGAUUCGGCGACGACUGCAACCCUUCGAGCACCAGGUGUGGCAUUGAAGGUUCACUUCGAAGACAAUGGAAAUGACGAUCCGGCCCUCAACGCCGAACUCAAGGUUGAUCCGUCCACAAAUGUGCUCUAUCCGACAUUGGUGCCCUUGGUUAAGCAGAUGACUGCUACGGUGAAGGAGAUAAUGAGUGAACAGCAAAGUCAGCAAGGCCACCAAAGCCCACAAAAUCAACGAAGUGAACACAGCCAACCGCCGCAAAACCGCCGCCCAUCUGCGGCUUCCAAGCUGCAACCCCAGAAACUGAUCCAGGAGACUCCGUUUGGACCGCAAGAUCCAACAUCGAUUUUAGGUCGUUGCAAGGUCAAUUUGGGAUUAUUGUUCAACAAACAAGAGUUCAGUCUGAGCUGCCAGCCAAUAGCCAGAGUUGCCGCCACAGCACGAUUCGAGAGCGUAUACGUCACCGUCAACACCGUUCAAUCGGCAGAGCAGGCACGCUUCCUAGCCUUGUCUUUGGCAUUCAACAACCUAGAAGCUUCCGUCAAACACGUAUACUCUAACGAGUCUACGGCAAGCUUCGAAGUCAAGUCUAUGGUGUUGUCACUCAUGAACAGCAAGCAUCUCGGCCGCAUGAGCGGGAUGUCGGCUAUUCUGAAAGUCAGCCCCAUGAAAGUUUCACUGAAUGCAAAGCAAGUGCAAGACUCUCUACUGUUCCAGGAAAUCUGGUUGCCAUCUGAUGAUGAGCCUAGCCCUGCUGCGACCCCCGAGCCGCCUGCGCCAACCCCCGAGUCUCACCAGCCAUACAUUGUUCAACGAUACCAGCAGGUUGCCUCGGCGUCGGCAUUCCCUUGGAAUACCACUAUCGCUAUUGAGAAGUUAGAGAUUCAACUUGAUCUGGGCUCAACUCUUGGAAAAGCGCAAUUCGCUAUUGACAACGUAUGGGUGUCAUCGAAUAAGACUUCUGACAGUGAACAGAGCAUGUGUAUCAACUUUGACAGUGUGAGCAUUGAAAGCAAGGGCCGUAUGAGCGGCGUUGUUGAGCUUCGUACUUUCAAAGUCCGCACCUCUAUCCAAUGGCCAGAGGAGAAUGACGCGUCCUUGCAUACUCCCCUCAUUCAGGCAUCCAUUGCCUUCCAUCAUCUCCAGGCCAAGGUGUCGUUUGAUUAUCAGCCUUUCCUGGUCGCACACAUUGCCAUGUUCGACUUCUUGAUGUACAAUGUACGCGAAUCCUCUGGGAAAGACAAUCAGCGACUAUUCAGUAUGCUGGAGGGAGACGAGGUUCAAGUUUUCUGCACGUCUUUGACGGCUUCCCAAACGCUGGCACUGUAUCAAGCGUGGCGGAGACUUGUGCAAGACAAACAAUCUGCGUACGAAGCAUCCCUGCGUGAAGUGGAACGAUACCUUCGGCGCAAAUCCACCAUGCUCCCAGACCGAACGGAGAUUCAAACAAAGGACCUUGCCACGAAAAACGACGAAGAGUCCGAGCAGGCGCCGAUAUCACUUCAUACAGGGGUGGUUGUCAAUAUUCGCCAUGUCAAUCUCGGCGCAUUCCCAAGCACCUUCUUCGACAACCAAAUUUUCAAAGUGGAGGCAUUUGACGCGGAAGCCCGAUUUGCCGUAUCACUUGAUUCAGACAAAAUUCACAGCGCGUUGAGCCUGACAUUAGGUCAACUUCGCGUGGCACUCUCUGGCAUCAGUCGCCCAAGCGCCGCCCAGCUCGAAGAAUUGUCGGUAGACGAGAUCGCCGAACGCGCCGCCAACUCCCGAGGCGGAACCAUCCUGAAAGUUCCCCGACUGGUCGCUGGAAUGGAAACAUGGCAAGUCCCCGGGACCAGGCAGAUUGACUACAUCUUCCGCAGUACCUUUGAGGGCAAGGUGGAUGUUGGCUGGAACUACUCACGCAUCAGUUUCAUCCGCGAUAUGUGGGAGACACACUCGCGAGCCUUGGCUUCCCGACUUGGUAAACCGCUCCCUCCUUCUGCGGUUCGCAUCACCGGCGGUCCCGGUAGUAGCAGUGCCGAAGGAAGUGGCUCUGGAUCAGAGCAGCAGGAGAAAAUUACCGCCGUGGUCAAUGUGCCACAAUCCAAGUACACUUACACAGCGCUUGAGCCGCCCGUGAUUGAGACACCGCAGCUGCGCGAUAUGGGUGAAGCAACACCACCACUGGAAUGGAUUGGGUUGCAGCGUGAUAAGCUUCCCAAUAUUACGCAUCAGAUCAUUAUUGUUACGUUGUUGGAGAUUGCGAAGGAGGUGGAGGAUGCAUAUGGGACGAUCCUUGGAGCGUGA